This is a messenger RNA of Nematolebias whitei (Rio pearlfish), 2157 nucleotides long. RefSeq names its product RUN and FYVE domain containing 3 (gene rufy3). Gene Ontology annotation, molecular function: metal ion binding. The record is from RefSeq and is a predicted model, not a curated record. Gene Ontology annotation, biological process: regulation of axonogenesis. Lineage: Eukaryota; Metazoa; Chordata; Actinopteri; Cyprinodontiformes; Rivulidae. Gene Ontology annotation, cellular component: cytoplasm.
AGUGUCAGCCAUCUUGGUCCACACCCACCCAGAGCAUUCACUGCGGUGCGCUGGUGGCCCAGUCAGACGACCUGGUGUUGAGCUGAGAUUCUUUUUUUCAGUACGGUGCUCUGCUGUCUUUUAAAUCCUCACUUUACAAGAGGGAGAAGAGGAGGAGGAGGAGGAGCGCUGCCGUUCUCUAGACAGCAGCUGUGUGAAGAGGAGGAGGGGAUGCAGGCAUAAAGCGCUCCUCCAGACACCUGCUGUGCCGUCUUCAUCUCUGAUUAUUGCUCUUCUCUUCUGUAUUGAUGCGUUCUUCCUCCUCUUGCAGCUCGUCUUCUCUCUGAGCAGCUGUUUUUGGUCGUAGCUCCCAGAACAAAGGCUGCUACGCCUCUUUCCCCAUCUCUCUCUGGGCGCUGUUGGUUUUUGCCCUGCGAACGCUGAGUCAUCAUGUCUGAUCUGACGCCUCAGAGCGAGACCCCGACUCCCACCACAGACAAGAUCACCCAGGCCGCCCGGGAGACCAUCUAUCUCUGCAACUUUCGUGUUUCUGUCGAUGGCGAGUGGCUCUGCCUCCGUGAGCUCAACGACAUCUCGCUCACGCCGGACCCAGAGCCAGCCCAUGAAGACCCCAAAGAUCCGAUCGCCAUUGAAAGGCUGAACUUGAUGAACAUGGCCAAGCUGAGCAUCAAAGGUCUGAUCGAGUCGGCGCUGAACCUCGGGCGAACGCUCGACUCCGACUACGCCCCCCUGCAGCAGUUCUUCGUUGUGAUGGAGCACUGCCUCAAGCAUGGUCUGAGGGCUAAGAAGACCUUCCUGGGCCAGAACAAGUCCUUCUGGGGGCCCUUGGAACUGGUGGAGAAGCUGACACCUGAAGCAGGAGAGAUCACCGCCAGCGUGAAGGACCUGCCUGGACUCAAAACUCCACUUGGAAGAGGGCGAGCCUGGUUACGACUGGCCUUGAUGCAGAAGAAGCUCUCGGACUACAUGAAGACCAUCAUCAACAGAAAAGACCUGCUCAGUGAGUUUUAUGAGCCGAACGCUCUGAUGAUGGAAGAGGAGGGCGCCGUCAUCGCCGGGCUGCUUGUUGGGCUCAACGUCAUCGACGCCAAUCUGUGCAUGAAGGGGGAGGACCUGGACUCUCAGGUGGGCGUCAUCGAUUUCUCCAUGUACUUGAAAGACGGGGGGCACAGCAGUAAGACAGCAGAGGGAGAAGAUCAGAUCACGUCCAUCCUGGAUCAGAAGAACUACGUGGAGGAGCUGAAUAGACAUUUAAGCGCGUCGGUAAACAACCUCCAGGCCAAAGUGGACGCGCUGGAAAAGUCCAACACCAAGCUGACGGAGGAGCUCGCUGUUGCAAAUAACCGGAUCAUUACUUUACAAGAAGACAUGGAGAGGGUCAAGGAGGAGAGCUCAUUUCAUCUGGAGUCCAGGAAGGCGUCGUCGGCCAACGGACAGGUCCUCGGCGAAACUCGGAAGCAGCUGAAAGAGGAAACGUCUCUUCGACAGGACGUGGAGCGGGAGCUGGAGGUGCAGAUCGGCAUGAGGCAGGAGAUGGAGCUGUCCAUGAAGAUGUUGGAGAAGGACGUGUGUGAGAAGCAGGACAGUCUGGUGGAGCUGAGGCAGCAGCUGGAGGACCUGAGGACCAUCAACCAGCAGCUGAGCCACAAGUCACAGAGUGCCGACUCCAGCUCGAAGCAGAAGAGUGAUGUCAUCGCCCGUCUGGAGGAGAAGAUGAGCCAGAUGUCCGGCAGCAUCAAACACCUGGAGAGCAGAUGCAAACAGGCGGAGAAGGAGCGAGAUCUGGCUUCAGAGGCCAACCGGCUCUUCAAGCAGGAGUUUGGAGACAAGAUCGAGAGUCUGCAGGUGGAGGUGGAGCAGCUGCACAAACACAGGUCUCAUCUGGAGCAGGAGCUGAGGAGGGAGCGCGAGCAUCGGCCCGGCCCAGCUCGGAGGGACAGAAGACUCCUGGACACAAAGCCAAAGACUCCGACAGAGUCCGUGCCGGUAAGAAGAGACGGCGAGCCACCUCGGAGCGAACAGGAGGAGAAACGGCGCCUGAGCUCCAGUCUGUCCUUGUCUCUUCGUGAGGACGAGCAGGAGGAGCCGAGCUCCGACGGGAUACAGCCAUCUGUGUGUCCCCUGUGUGAGGAGGACGAGUCCCUGCUGAGGACCAAG